Molecule: messenger RNA, 1604 nt
Organism: Lathyrus oleraceus (garden pea)
Lineage: Eukaryota; Viridiplantae; Streptophyta; Magnoliopsida; Fabales; Fabaceae
Product: non-structural maintenance of chromosomes element 4 homolog A
Exons: 6
Coding region: 192-1331 (379 amino acids)
Biological process (GO): DNA repair
Cellular component (GO): Smc5-Smc6 complex; nucleus
Source: RefSeq, a predicted model, not a curated record
GAAAAAGUAAUGCCCUAAAACACUAUUAAAAAAAACACAACCAAAAAAAGAAAACAUGUUUACUACGGCGGGAAAAUAACCUCCAUUUUCUUUUGAUAAAUAAAUUUGGAUUUCCUUAAAUUCAAUUUUUCGUUGAAUCAAUUGAAUUGAAAUCUCUCAGCACAGUUCAGUGCCGUGCUUAGGGUUCAACAAUGUCUCGCAAAGGCAAAAACACCACCGAAGAAGAAGACGAAGACCAACAAGUAUUGCGGCGCGUGAAGAGAGAGCGCGUCAAUGCCGACGAUAACCCCCCGGAGCAGCAAAACUCCUCAAUUCGCAGAAUCAUCCGCUCCGAGUUUCUCAAACUCAAGUCUCUCAUCAAUGAGAAGAAAGAUGAUUUGUUAAACGUCGAUUCCGACAAAUUCGAUUCGAUUCUGAGCGAAUUUGAUAAGUUACAUGAUCAAGUUAAGAAGCCUCGAGAACAGGUUGCAGACGCUGAGGCGCUACUCGAUCUUACUCGCAGUUUGGUUGGAUCUGUUAAGUCUCUGGUGAACGAAGGUGUUACUCCUUCUCAGUUUGUUUCUUCGUUGAUUCAACGCUAUGCUCCUUCACCCAACAGUUCUAUUGAUUGGCAAAAGCUCGGAACUUCUGUUUCCUCUGUUUUUCUCACUGUUCAUGGAUCUUCUACCAUGCUUGGUCCCAUGGAAAAUCAGUUGAAACAGCGCAAAACAAUAGUGUCGAGGAAGCGAACGCCUCGUUCAGCUACAACUGAUAGGCCUGAACAGCUGGAUGAUGCCGUUGGAGAGGAAAAAACUGAUACUGACAAAAACAUGUCAACCAUGUUUAACAUAUUGAGGGAAAAUAAAAAGGUUCAGCUUGAACACUUAAUUUUGAAUAGAUUUUCGUUUGCUCAGACAGUGGAGAAUUUGUUUGCCCUCUCAUUCUUAGUCAAAGAUGGUCGUGCUGAGAUCAAUAUGGACAAAAACCAUUCACACUAUGUUUCGCCAAAAAAUGCUCCAGCUGCCAAUGCUGUAAUGUCAAAAGAAGUUUCUUAUACUCAUUUUGUUUUCAGAUAUGAUUACAAUGAUUGGAAGAUAAUGAAGGAUCUUGUGCCAGAUGGCAAAGAGCUAAUGCCACAUAGAGUUCAACACAGCACUGUGGAUGGCUCACAGGAAGAAAUGGAUGGUGACAAUUCCGCGCAAGCUUUGCCUGUCACUCCUAUUAGGAAGAUAUCCCGGAACCGAGGGCGGGUUUUGCAGGAGGAAAGUGUUGUUGAAGAAUCUCCUGAAUGUGAUGAUGAAGAUACUUCUAGAGAGGCUGCAAUCCGAAGGUGUAAGCGGAAACUCCAUUAAGAAAUUGCAUAUUAGGUACCAGAUGAACUUAGAAUGUACCCUAUUAGAAUGUAAAUAAUUGUAGAUCAAUGGAAGUACAAUGCCUUUUUGACUUCUUGCAAAUGCUUAGAAUGCAAACUUUCAUUUUUUUAGUGGAUCCCACUUAGUGAGAGAAGUCUUUAGCUGUUGUUGGUUGUUGUUGUGGAAUGUAGCUUCAUCUUUAAAUUGAUGAAAUGUGUAAACCUGUUAAGUGAUUGGUAAUUGCCUUGUUAAUCUUGGCUAUUUUUCUUCUUA